Erigeron canadensis is the source of this 823-nucleotide messenger RNA. RefSeq names its product 60S ribosomal protein L17-2. The transcript is spliced from 7 exons. Gene Ontology annotation, molecular function: structural constituent of ribosome. Bases 101 to 616 code for a protein of 171 amino acids. Gene Ontology annotation, biological process: cytoplasmic translation. The record is from RefSeq and is a predicted model, not a curated record. NCBI's taxonomy places the organism in Eukaryota, Viridiplantae, Streptophyta, Magnoliopsida, Asterales, Asteraceae. Gene Ontology annotation, cellular component: ribosome; cytosolic large ribosomal subunit.
UAUAGUCAGAAACCCUAGUCCAACCUCAACUUGCAUCCUUUGUAAAACACACACACAGUUUCCAUUCAGCGCCAUCUGCACCUGCUAAUCAUCUGCUGCCAUGGUGAAGUAUUCGAAGGAACCUGAAAACCCCACAAAAUCUUGCAAAGCUAGGGGUUCAGAUCUCAGGUGUCAUUUUAAGAACACUCGAGAGACUGCACAUGCAUUACGUAAGAUGUCUUUGAUCAAGGCUAAGAGCUACUUGGAAGAUGUUCUUGCCCAUAAACAAGCUAUUCCAUUCACACGUUUCUGUCGUGGAGUUGGACGUACUGCACAGGCAAAGAAUCGCCAUUCGAAUGGACAGGGACGUUGGCCUGCUAAAUCUGCAAAGUUUAUUCUGGACUUGCUUAAGAAUGCUGAGAGUAAUGCAGAAGUUAAGGGGUUGGAUGUAGAUGCCCUUCACAUCUCUCACAUCCAGGUCAACCAAGCACAAAAGCAGAGACGCCGUACUUAUCGUGCUCAUGGAAGAAUCAACCCUUACAUGUCUUCUCCUUGUCAUAUCGAGCUGACUUUAUCUGAGAAGGAAGAACCCGUCAAGAAAGAGCCUGAGAGUCAGUUGGCUGCAAAAAAGAAGUAGAUUAUAGCGUAACACAAGUGGCAAAUCUGCUGAAUUUGGCAAGUUGUUUUGUACUAGAAAGAGCCUUUAUUUUUGUCCUCGUUUGUCGUCUGUGAAACAUCUUUGAAGAUUUCUAUUAAUGUUCUACUUAUGAGAUCCUACAUGCAUGAUAUUAGAGACAAAUGUGUUGCAACUAAGCUUUUAUGUGUUGGGCCUUUUAUGAAGUUA